AAUACACUUAUUUAGUAGUAGAAAGAAAACCCAGGGGACUGGUUUCUAGGCCAUCAGAUGAGCCAAAUGGAGUAUGAAUUUGAAUUUGGGCCUUAGCGCUUGCUUCAGGAGUUCACAACGCACGUGCACACGUGGCAAUGAGAGACUCUUGGCAGCUUUUGACAUGGUUCUUUAAAUGCCCACCCAUUUUCUUUUCUUUUCUACUGUAACAGAGUCAGAGAGCUUACUGUCAUGGCCGCUCUUACUCUCGCCAAUAUAACCUUCACAGCCACAAAACCCUCUUCUCUCAUUUCCUUCAAACCCACAAAACCCUCUUCACCAUUCCUCAUACCCUCCAAAUCUUCACCUUUUCUCAUCCCCAAACCCUUCUCUUUCAAACCUACCAAGCCUUCCAUCAAAGCCUCCAACAACCCGUCCGAUCUCUUACCCUUUGACAACAAUACCAACCCUCUCUCCAUCUUUACGUCUUCCACGGAAACCCUGAAGUCCCGCCUCCGAAAUGGCCAAACCCUUUACGGCCUCUUCCUCCUCAGCUUCUCUCCAACACUCGCGGAGAUCGCCGGUCUCGCCGGCUACGAUUUCGUUGUUGUCGACAUGGAACACGGUCCCGGCGGAAUCACCGACGCUCUCCACUGCAUUCGCGCUCUCGCCGCUACCCAAACUCCGGCGAUCCUCCGUUUGCCGGAGACUUGCCCUACUUGGGCCAAGAAAGCCCUCGAUCUCGGCCCCGAUGGAAUCAUGUUCCCGAUGAUCGAAUCCCCCAAAAUGGCGAAAAAGGCGGUGUCGUAUUGCCGUUUUCCGCCGGCCGGAGUGCGUGGAUCGGCGCACACAGUGGUUAGGGCUUCGAAUUAUGGAAUCGAUGAAGGGUAUUUGAGUAAUUACGAGGACGAGUUGGUGAUUAUGUGUCAGGUGGAGUCGGAGGAAGGGGUUGAGAAGGCUGAAGAGAUAGCGGCCGUCGAUGGGGUUGACUGUAUUCAAAUGGGGCCGUUGGAUCUGAGCGCCAGUUUGGGUUACCUGUGGGACCCUGGGAACAAGAAGGUGAGGGAGAUGAUGAGGGUGGCCGAGAAAGCAGUUUUGGGAAGCAAGCCUGGGGACGGUGGGGCCUACUUGGCUGGUUUCGCAAUGCCGCACGAUGGGCCGGAGAAUCUGAAGGCGCGUGGAUAUCACAUGGUUUCCGGUGCCGUUGAUGUUGGGCUGUUUAGAAGUGCGGCUGUGGAGGAUGUGAAGAGGUUCAAGAUGAGUCUGAUUGACGACUCUGAUGAUGAGCAACAGCACGACAAAGAUGCUGACGAGAAAUACUGGAGCGAAUGAGGGCCAUUGAAUUUUGUCUAUGUUAGUUUUGAUUUUUGGGUUCUGUAAAUGAAAAUGUGGUGGUUUUGCAAUUUCUUUUUUUUUUUUUUUUUUUUUUUUUUUUGGGUCAAUUUCUUAGAAUCUGAGUAAAGUUCACUUUGAUUAGGCGCAUAGGCUCAUUUGUUUUUGGUGUUUUUUAUGUGUCUCAGAUCCUCCAUUGUUGUUGGUAGUAUAAGAGAAUUAUCAAAAACAACAUAGUAAUAAUGCUUUUGGACAUUAAAUAAAACAUUCUGAGAGAUGACUUUAGUCUGUUUUCAA
Messenger RNA from Ziziphus jujuba (common jujube), 1608 nucleotides. RefSeq lists its product as uncharacterized. Gene Ontology annotation, cellular component: cytoplasm. The record is from RefSeq and is a predicted model, not a curated record. NCBI's taxonomy places the organism in Eukaryota, Viridiplantae, Streptophyta, Magnoliopsida, Rosales, Rhamnaceae. The coding region runs from base 232 to 1311 and encodes 359 amino acids. Gene Ontology annotation, molecular function: aldehyde-lyase activity. The transcript has a single exon.